AUGAGCAGUCAAGGCAAGAACUUUUUUUCAGGAAAAGUGCUUAAUGACGUUUUCAGAAAAUUUUUGAAAGAAAUAGCGAAGUUCAACUACUACCUCCGUUCGGAAAAUAUCUUCGUAGCAACAAAGGAGUACUCGCCUACGGAGAAAUUGCGCAAGCCGCGGAGGAGUUUGGCUUUCAUCGCUCUGCUGUUUCGCGAAUAUGGAAGCGAGGCAGUGCCGCAUUGGGGACAGGUGUGGCUGCUGACGUCAAGUCACACAAGCAUGAGCGAGGGAGGAAGAAGGUGGACCGCGUCUCGAUCUGUAAUCGCAUCGCCCAAUCAGCCAGCGCAAAGUUCCGACCUCAACUGCCUGGAUUUAGGGCUGUUCGCCAGCAUUCAGUCUGUGCAGUCGCGCACAACAUCUCGCACAAUUCAAGACAUAAUCCAGGAGGUUGAGCAUGCGUACGAAAUCAUGACUGCAGAAACGCUGAACAAGACAUUCUGGACGCUACAGCUGGUCAUGAAGGAGAUCAUGAAUUGUGAAGGCCGCAACGACUACAAAUUGGCUCACUUUCACAAAGAUAAGCUGAUCCGAGCUGGAAAACUUCCAGCAUCGUUGCAGUGCGAUACUACAAGUUUCGGCCUUGCGCAGCAAUCUAUCCUGGCGCUCGCAGUUGCUUCGUGGAUCGAUCCGCCACUUCCGCAAGCUUCUACUCAGCCUUCUCCGCGCUCUCCCCCGCUCUCCCCGCCAUCACCUACACAUUUUGACCCAUUUCUAUACUUUUAA
Messenger RNA from Phytophthora nicotianae INRA-310, 765 nucleotides. RefSeq lists its product as hypothetical. Gene Ontology annotation, molecular function: nucleic acid binding. The record is from RefSeq and is a predicted model, not a curated record. Lineage: Eukaryota; Oomycota; Peronosporomycetes; Peronosporales; Peronosporaceae. The transcript has a single exon. The coding region runs from base 1 to 765 and encodes 254 amino acids.